Messenger RNA from Cajanus cajan (pigeon pea), 677 nucleotides. RefSeq names its product histone H3.2. Gene Ontology annotation, molecular function: DNA binding; protein heterodimerization activity; structural constituent of chromatin. Gene Ontology annotation, cellular component: nucleosome. The record is from RefSeq and is a predicted model, not a curated record. NCBI's taxonomy places the organism in Eukaryota, Viridiplantae, Streptophyta, Magnoliopsida, Fabales, Fabaceae.
AAAACAAACACCACUCUCAUUCUCUCUCUCACUCUUCGAAUCCUCCUUUGCGAUAUCAAUGGCUCGUACCAAGCAAACCGCAAGGAAGUCCACCGGAGGAAAGGCUCCGAGGAAGCAGCUGGCGACGAAGGCCGCACGUAAGUCUGCUCCGGCCACCGGCGGCGUGAAGAAGCCCCACCGUUUCAGGCCGGGCACGGUGGCGCUGAGGGAGAUCCGCAAGUACCAGAAGAGCACCGAGCUUCUCAUCAGGAAGCUUCCUUUCCAGAGGCUGGUGAGGGAAAUCGCUCAGGAUUUCAAGACCGAUCUCCGAUUCCAGAGCAGUGCUGUCUCUGCUCUUCAGGAAGCCGCCGAGGCCUAUCUCGUUGGUCUUUUUGAAGACACAAAUCUCUGCGCUAUUCAUGCCAAGAGAGUCACCAUUAUGCCCAAGGAUAUUCAGCUUGCUCGUAGGAUUAGGGGCGAGAGGGCUUAGGGCUUUCCUUGUGUAUUGUAAUCGAUUGCUUUCACUUAGCAGUAGUGUGAAAUUUCUAGUUUCGGUGUAAGUGGAAUAACCCUAUCUGUAAUUUGAGGAUAAUCAAGUUUAAUUUGAAUGUUUAAGUCUUAGCAUUGUUUGUAUCCUUAGACAGGUGAUUUUGAUUUAAGCUUUUAGCUUUUCCUCGAAUUUAAAAAGCGUUUAUGGA